This is a messenger RNA of Purpureocillium lilacinum, 285 nucleotides long. Its product is annotated as mitochondrial import inner membrane translocase subunit tim8. NCBI's taxonomy places the organism in Eukaryota, Fungi, Ascomycota, Sordariomycetes, Hypocreales, Ophiocordycipitaceae. The record is from RefSeq and is a predicted model, not a curated record.
AUGAACGCCGCACAGACGGGCGUCGAGAACCUCGACCUCGAGAAGCUCAACGACAAGGACAAGGGCGAGCUCCGCCAGUUCCUCGCCAACGAGCAGCAGCGAUCGCAGAUUCAAUCCCAAACACACAACCUGACCCAGAUCUGCUGGAACAAGUGCGUCACCGGCAGCAUCAAGAACGCCAAGCUCGACCGCUCCGAGGAGGGCUGCCUGGCCAACUGCGUUGACCGAUUCCUCGACAUGAACUUCCUCACGAUGAAGCACCUCAAUAACAUGCGGUCUUCUUGA